GUUUCCAAAGCAUCUUUCUCCUAGGACUUGCACCUGCUGCUAAACCAGGUCAGUCCCUUGUUUCUGUUUUCUAUAAGCACACCAAUCUCGCUUUUGGGGCUAAUGCCAUCUUCAGUAGAUGGGUGUGGAUUAGUUAUCUCCCUCCCAAAGUGCAAUUCUUUGGCUGGCUUGCUUGGAGAUAUAAGGUCAAAACAUUGGUUUUCUUGCAACAUCUUGGUAUUUUGGGCAGAGAUUCUUCUACCCUGUGCACUUUCUGGAAAUCCCAGCAAGAAUCAAUAGAUCAUGUGCUGAUUUUCUGCCCCAUGGUAUGGAGAGUUUGGUCAGAGCUUCUACAAUGGUGGGGGGUAGUUUGGGUGGUCCCUGGUUCCAUACAAGGGCUGUUCCAGUGGUGGGCUGGGCAUAGCUGCAGAAAUGAAGCUAGGAGGAUUUGGAGUGCUAUUCCUCUGGUGACUUUGUGGUCAUUGUGGAAACAUAAAAAUGAAUGUAUCUUCCAAGGCACACAACCACAGCUUCAGGAUCUUCAUGAACUCAUCGUCACCAGACUAGCCUUCUGGUUUAAAGCUGCAUCCAAAAGUUCUGAUCUUCACAGUCCUUGCAGAGACCUUGGCUCAGUUCUGAUCUGCACAAGGGUUGGAGUUGGAAGGCUUCAGUUGGUUCUGUUUUGA
This is a messenger RNA of Camellia sinensis, 665 nucleotides long. The record is from RefSeq and is a predicted model, not a curated record. Lineage: Eukaryota; Viridiplantae; Streptophyta; Magnoliopsida; Ericales; Theaceae.